CCAUCAUGCACCGGUGGAUUUACACAAGGGUCAGAUGAUGGGGUUUAUAUAUUGAUGUCAGUGGUUUAUACCCUGCAAGGGGCUUUAGGAAGUAGUGCGCCACGAUUAUAUAUUAGGUAAUAAUUUAUCAAGUGAUUGUACUGUUUCUUUGUAUAUAUUGUAUAGCGAAAUGCUAGGGUCUUGUACAUUGAUUCAGAGGUUUAGAAGUAAAAUAUUUCUGCGGUGUCAGAAAACAAACCUGAGCCUGAAGACGUUUAGGGGAGUCGUGCAUUGGGAGGUUUGCUCCCCAACCCCCUUGCAAGGGGGAGUUAGGGGGAGGCGCAGUCCACUCUGAGGCCCGUCCGUCUUCACCUCGUUUGGCAACCAUGGCGACGAGCGAGGUGGGAGGUGAAGGGGAAGCAGAGAUCGUCAUGGUGACGGUGGAGGAAACUCCAAACAGCACCGACUCCGCGGAGGAUUCGAGUGCCGCCAUGAUGGUUCAAUUCAAGCAGGAUCACGCUGGUGCCGCUCAAACAGAUGACAACAUUGAGUCCGUGUACUCUGCCAACACACUGGUGGAGAAGAUGGCCAAUUCUGGAGAUGUGACGGAAGAGAAGGGGAUGGAGGAGGUAGAGGAGGAGGAGGAAGAGGUGGACGAUGGGGAAGGAACAAACCUGGCAUAUCCCAUCACGUGUGGAGACAACAAGGCAACCCUGCUCUUGAAGAAGUUUGUCUGCCCUGGCAUCAACGUCCCAUGUGUUAAGUUUAACACCGGACUGAUCAGCCCAAAGGAGUUUGUGAACAUGGCUGGAAAGUCGACCCUGAAGGACUGGAAGAGAGCCAUUCGCAUGCGUGGGGUCAUGUUGAGAAAGGUGAUGGACUCGGGGGAGCUGGACUUCUACCAGCACGACAAGGUGUGCACCAGCACUUGCCGAAGCACCAAGUUCGACAUCCUCAUCAACAAUGUGCGCUUACCCAUCAUCGGCACGCAGGGCGAGUACUCGAUGGUUGGAACCCCUUCCGACGUGAAUGGCGCACAGGUGUGCGGGGGUGCUGAGGAGGCGGCCAAAGAUGCCAGCGAGCUGGUGUCCACUCCGUCCACCUCCUUCCUACCCUCGACGCCGUGCACCGAUAGCGCGCGCGCCAAGGACGCGAGUGAACUUCCAGGUGACAAAGACGAGGUCUUUUCGCUGUGGAAGGGGAUCGCUGAUGUGGGGCUGCUCGGGGAGGUUGUGAACGAGGUGCAGCAGGAGAUCCAGGACACGCUCAAGGCCCUGCGCCAGCGGAUACAGCUCUCCCCCCUGCAGAUGAGUGAUGCAACGACGCUGAACGGCGUGGUCCAACACUUUGGCCUCAUGGAUAAUGUUAAGAAGAUUCUGGGCAACCACAAGUCCCAGAUGGGUCGAUACCGCGACCAGUAUACACGGGACCUGGCAGAGCUGGAGCGGCAGUGCGACGAUCAGCGCCGGCGCAGCAUCGAGCAAAAGCAGCGCCAGCAGCUGACCACGCUCUCCCCGUCGGCCAUCGCCAUCUCCCCGCCGCCGGCCAAGCGGCCCCGUGCACAGCGCGCCUCGGCCUCCGUGCCCACCAUGGCCACCAUCCCCGGCCUUACUACCAUCCCCAUGGCCAAGCUGCCCACGCUCGCCACCAUCCCGGUGGCCGGCGUUGGCGGCAAGCAGCAGCCGGCGUUCGCCGCGGGGACUACCACGGCGACGUAUGGCACCAUGGCUGGGACGCCAGGUGGCCUCACUGUCAUCGGCUCGCAGGCCAUCAUCUCCACCGCGUCCGGGCUCAAGGUGCUGAGCCCCGUGCAGUUUGUGUCGGCGCAGGGGGGCGAUGGCGGGGGUGGCGGCAUUGUGAGCGCCGCCGGGCUGGGAGCAAUGUUGCAGGGCGCUCAGGUGGUAUCGGGACCCGGCACCAUGGUCACGCUGCAGCCCGUCCCAGAGGCCACCGUCGCGGCAAUGGUCUCUGCGGCAGCGGCGUCCACGGCGGUGCCCGGAGCGCUGCCGGUCCAGGCCGCCCCGGCUGCAGUUCCCAUGGAGGGGGAACAGGCGGCGAGCGAUGUGGGAGCAAGCGUGGCGCCGUGAGGGUAGUGUGCGUGUGAGCGCUGGCGACCGCCUUGGGACAGACGUGUGGAACAAAGUAGAAGCCCCCGAACAUCCACUGCGGCAGUUGCUGUUAUUGUUGCAGAGACUGUUUUAAAAGGUCAAAAGUGCAGUGUCAUGGGACCUCACAGACUGGUUUAGUUACAAACCCCAAGGAAGACUUGUGCAUCUACUAUUUCCAUUUUCUCAACAUUUAAAUGUUAUUAGAUCAGGCAGAUAGGAUGCAAUUUUUACUAACAAUUAAAUUAACUAAACACCCCACCUGCUUUUUUAUUUUAUAUUAUGCAAAUACAGUAAGCAGACAUUUCCAGCUGCUUGUUGCUGAAGAUCUUGCUGUGUCUGGGAAUGUUGUGAACUCCUUUGUUUGCGAGUGCAUCUUGAUGACCCGGCCUCCAAGAGGGAAGUGGCAUCAUCUCCUGGCAGUGCUGUUUUACCGUGGAGAGCACAGAGUUAUAUACAUGUGUUGGGUCUUUGGGCCUGUGUACAUACUUGGACAGUUGUGAAAAUGGAUCUCUUACCAUUUUUAGUUUGCUACAUUUAGAGAUUAACAUUCUAUGAUACGUUCAUGGUGAUGUCGAUUUUUACGUGCCAGUUCUUUAACAUUUAUUGCAGAAACUCCUUUCUCAAACUGACAUUGUAGGUGGAUUGCAGAUACAAUUGGAUGAUUAAAAAUGUAGAAUUUCAUCCACUUGUAUCGUUAAAAGUUCAUGGUGUUAUGCACCAUGUUUUGUAGCUUUUUACUGGAACUGUAGAAAAUAAUAGUAUUGGAAAUUGUUUAACAUGUACUUUUGUUGAAAUGUAAACUCUGCAAAAUGAGCUGUUAAUGUAACAGUAAUGUAUAAAUUAAGCGCGAGCUGAGUGUCCAGUUAGUCCUGAAAUAAGUGCUAAAUUCUGUCGAUUUGUGUUAUUUACUACUAUAAUGAGCCAAGAAUGUCUGUCUCGCUCGUGACGUCACUCCACGUAGGCCAGCCCCCCUCAUUAAUACUCAUGAACAGGUGACGUCCUCCACAUGGACCCCCCCUCC
This is a messenger RNA of Petromyzon marinus (sea lamprey), 3108 nucleotides long. Its product is annotated as glucocorticoid modulatory element-binding protein 2-like. Gene Ontology annotation, cellular component: nucleus. NCBI's taxonomy places the organism in Eukaryota, Metazoa, Chordata, Hyperoartia, Petromyzontiformes, Petromyzontidae. Gene Ontology annotation, molecular function: RNA polymerase II cis-regulatory region sequence-specific DNA binding. The record is from RefSeq and is a predicted model, not a curated record. Gene Ontology annotation, biological process: regulation of transcription by RNA polymerase II.